Molecule: messenger RNA, 1173 nt
Organism: Carlito syrichta (Philippine tarsier)
Lineage: Eukaryota; Metazoa; Chordata; Mammalia; Primates; Tarsiidae
Gene: MRTO4
Product: MRT4 homolog, ribosome maturation factor
Exons: 8
Coding region: 321-1040 (239 amino acids)
Biological process (GO): rRNA processing; ribosomal large subunit biogenesis; nuclear-transcribed mRNA catabolic process
Cellular component (GO): nucleolus; preribosome, large subunit precursor
Molecular function (GO): RNA binding
Source: RefSeq, a predicted model, not a curated record
AUGACGGGAGCACAGGCCCCGCCCGCCGCCGGCCCGGCAUGCACCGGGUCGCGGGCCCCGACCCCGCGCGACCGUAGAGUUGGGACCACACGCAGAGCCCUCGGUGGCGCGCUCGGGUCUCGGAGGCGGCCUGGACUCGCGAAAAGUCGCCCUGCAGUCGCGGGAGAACGCGCAGGCGGCUGCCCGGCCAGGAGAAGCGAGUCGCGGCGCAGCCGAUCAGGCACACGCGAGGGCAGCCCCCAGGGCCGUCCCAGAGGCCCCCGCGCCGCCGGGGUCCUAAACGGGCUGCGCCGCCUUCCGCCGCACGUGUCUUCAGCGCGAUGCCCAAAUCCAAGCGCGACAAGAAAGUUUCCUUAACCAAAACUGCCAAGAAAGGCUUGGAACUGAAACAGAACCUAAUAGAAGAGCUUCGGAAAUGUGUGGACACCUACAAGUUCAUUUUCAUCUUCUCUGUGGCCAACAUGAGGAACAGCAAGCUGAAGGACAUCCGGAAUGCCUGGAAGCACAGCCGUAUGUUCUUUGGCAAAAACAAGGUGAUGAUGGUGGCCUUGGGUCGGAGCCCAUCAGAUGAAUACAAAGACAACCUGUACCAGGUCAGCAAGAAGCUGAGGGGUGAAGUGGGCCUUCUUUUCACCAACCGCCCAAAGGAGGAAGUGAAUGAGUGGUUCACGAAAUACACAGAGAUGGACUACGCCCGAGCUGGAAACAAAGCAACUUUCACCGUGAGCCUGGACCCAGGACCCCUGGAGCAGUUCCCCCACUCUAUGGAACCACAGUUGAGGCAGCUGGGCCUGCCCACUGCCCUCAAGAGAGGUGUGGUGACCCUGCUAUCCGACUACGAGGUGUGCAAGGAGGGCGAUGUGCUAACCCCAGAGCAGGCCCGCGUCCUGAAGCUCUUUGGGUAUGAGAUGGCUGAAUUCAAGGUGACCAUCAAAUACAUGUGGGAUGCGCAGUCAGGAAGGUUCCAGCAGAUGGGAGACGACUUGCCAGAGAGCGCCUCCGAGUCAGCAGAGGAAUCAGAGUCUGAUGAUGACGACUGAAGCAGUCAGGACUAAGGGCCUCCCUGCCCUUCUUGGUCCCACUGGGCCACACAGGACCGCCGCCCUCCAGAGGGAGCAGCUCUUCGUCUGGCUGCAGAUGAAGACAAGGGAGGGUGAUGGGCACUGACUGUUC